ACUUUAGAAGCACAAGAAGCCGAUAUAGAACAGCUGGAGCAGAAACUUGAUAAGGUUUUAAAAAUGUGUGGAUUGAUGAUUGAUGUAGGAAAGAGUUAUGUGCCACAAGAGAGUCAGUUCACUAACAGUCUCUGGGACCUGAGCAGUUACUUUCGAGAGGAUGCAGAUGUUGUGGUCUGCCUUAACAAAUUAAUCCAUGCACUUCAAGAAAUGAACAAGUUUCAUUCCAUUCUCCUGGAUCAAGCAUCGCGAACUAUUCUAAAGAAUCUCAUGUCAUUCAUUAAAGGGGAUAUGAAAGGUGUGCGUGAAUCUCGUCACUACUUUGAGAAGAUCUCGGUGGACCUGGAUGGUGCCUUGUCACGAAACUCGCAAGCGCCACGUAGUCGUCCCGGAGAGGCAGAGGAGGCACAGAAUCUGCUUUGUGCGACACGUUCAUGUUUUCGUCACACAGCUCUUGAUCAUGUGUACUGCCUCAGUGCUCUACAGGCAAAGAAGAAACCUGAAGUUUUAGGAACGCUGUUGUCAUUCAUGCAUGCUUGCAGCACCUUCUUUCAUCAGGGAUCAGAUUUAUGCCAAGAUUUGGAUCCAUUCUUCAAGAAAUUGGCAGAUGAUGUUGUAGAAAUGCGAUGACAGUGCGGCAAACUGGAGAAACAGAUGGAGAAUAGGCAUACUUACGUGACAAGUCGAGACUUUGUGCCACCUCCAGGACGCGAUGGAGCACCUUGUAUAGAGGGAUAUCUUUUCAAAAGAACAUCAAAUGCUUUCAAAACUUGGAAUAGACGUUGGUUUGCUUUGCAGGAUAACCAGUUGGUGUACAGGAAGCGUAGUGGUGAGGAUGCAAUGACUGUAAUGGAAGAAGAUCUGCGACUUUGUUCUGUGAAACCUGUUCUUGAAGGAGAUCGGCGCUUCUGCUUUGAGGUUCUGUCACCAACCAAGAGUCACAUGCUGCAAGCAGACUCUGAUGAGAUGUAUCAGUGUUGGAUAUCAGCAAUGCAGCAAGGCAUAGGAGCAGCAAUACAGCGAAGUAUUAGUGAAGAAGGUUCUGUGGUCUGUUCCAGAGUUGGUAAUACUGGUGGUAGUGGUGGAAUUGGUGGCGCAAAGGAUGGUGGUGCAUCUCGCUCGCCCAGUGGCAGUUCUGUUGGAGAUCCUGUAGAGAAGCCCUCACCAGAGCGACAGCACAAGAACAGAAUGUGGGAACAACUGCUGAAGAUCCCAGGCAAUGAUCACUGCUGUGACUGUGGCAUGAUGAAUCCACGAUGGGCCAGCAUAAACUUAGGAAUUACUCUUUGUAUUGAGUGUUCAGGAGUUCAUCGUAGUCUUGGGGUUCACUACAGUAAAGUACGGUCGCUCACACUGGAUGCCUGGGAACCUGAAAUUCUUAAAGUUAUGGCUGAACUUGGUAAUUCCAUUGUCAAUAAAGUGUAUGAGGCAAAUAUUGAUCCUGAGUUUGCGCGUGCAACUCCAAAAUGUCAUGGAAACAUUCGAGAAGCAUGGAUCAAAGCAAAGUAUAUUGAACAUCGAUUUGUUAAACAGUUAUCAAUAUUGCCUUCAUUAAACGAAGAGUCCACAUCUCCUGAUAACCGAUCAUCACGCCAGCUAUCAGUUCGGAAAUGGAGUGUCAGAAAAUUGAGGAGAAGACCUAGGAGCAGGGACAGCAGAGGUGAAAAGAAAUCACAGUCAGCCAAGAGACUGCCUAGUGUUACUGAAACCAAAAACACAUCACAAGAUUCUGAAAUGAAACCCCAAGUUAAUGAAGAAAGCAGUGAAGGCAGCAAGACUGAAUACUGUGGUAGUGCUACACAAACAGCGAAGUCUGAGAGUGCAGUCCCAGUCUCAGACGAAGCAAAUGACGCUUCAUCAGUAGGUAGUAAAGUAAGUGACUCAGGUUCUUCGAAUACAGAACAUGACUUAGUGAAUGCCGAUGUGCUUUUGUUUGGAAAGAAUUUUGAGAAACAACCACUAGAAGGCUCUAUAGAACUGAGUAGUGACCAAGACUCCACAGGAGGUGAAGAGGAUGAAGUUAUAGGUGAGGAAGAUAUCUCGAAGCUGCAUCCAGAUCUGCUGCUAUAUAAAGCUGCAGCGGCUCAUAACUUGCCUGUCAUGUGUGAGGCAUUUGCUUUGGGAGCUGACAAACUUUGGAACAAUCCAGAAGACAGAUCUCGCAGUCCCAUCCAUCAGGCCAUCAUCAGUGGUUCUGUAAUGGCUGUAGAAUUUCUUCUUUUAAAUGGUGCCAAAAUAAAUGCUCAGGAUGCAGAUGGGAAGACGCCUCUUCAUUUAGCCACAGAAUUGGGUCACACUGCACAAGUAUGUCUGCUGUUGAAACACAGGGCCAAUCAGCACCUCAAGGACUCUGGCGGGGUAAAGCCUAUAGAUAUAGCAGUCCAUGAUGUCAAUGCAGAUAUUGUGACAUUGCUGCGAUUGAGUCUCUUGAAUGAGCAGAUGAAGGCAUCCGAUCUGGGCUCAUCAGGAGAUGACACAUUUAAUGAUGUUGUAAGGGAUUUCUCCCAGUUGGCAUAUUCCCAUCCUGAACGUCUUGUGAGGACACGUUCAGAUCGACAGUCUUGUGAUCCCAAGGGAGAGUGAGGUCACGGUGUGACGAUGUCCAGCGCUAGGACCAGUAACAAGGCAUCGUCACGACGAUAUGACAGGCUUGUGCUUCCCUUAUUCAUGCGUUCCUCUGCUCGUAAACUCU
Molecule: messenger RNA, 2692 nt
Organism: Cryptotermes secundus
Lineage: Eukaryota; Metazoa; Arthropoda; Insecta; Blattodea; Kalotermitidae
Gene: CenB1A
Product: arf-GAP with coiled-coil, ANK repeat and PH domain-containing protein 3
Exons: 17
Cellular component (GO): cytoplasm
Molecular function (GO): protein binding; GTPase activator activity
Source: RefSeq, a predicted model, not a curated record